Messenger RNA from Porites lobata, 699 nucleotides. NCBI's taxonomy places the organism in Eukaryota, Metazoa, Cnidaria, Anthozoa, Scleractinia, Poritidae. The record is from the annotation of a GenBank genome assembly.
AUGAUUGAUAUAUUCAGAGAUCCAAGUAUACUGCAAUAUGAAGUUGAUUUUACUAUAAUUGAACCCACUGGAGUAGAAGAGGAAGGGCAAGAGUCAGGGGUACUUAUAGGGGUAUUAAGAACCUUUUGCUAUGAAUGUUUCAGUAGUUUGACUGUUGGUGCAUUAGGAAAAGUUCCUAGUGUUAGGCAUGGUUACCAGAAAGGGGAGUGGGAAGCAAUUGGCAGAAUAAUUGUCUAUGGUUAUUCAUUUGCUAAGUAUUUCCCCAUUGCCCUGUCCCCAGCUUUUGUUGCAAAUGUGUUUUUUGGGCAGGAAACUUCAACACCUGAGUUUUUAAUUGAAUCUUUUGAGUCAUACAUGUCUCAAGAUGAGAGUAAAGUUUUAGAAAAGGCUCUUGGAAAUGACUUUGACCCCAAAGAUGAAGAUCUGCUAGAUUUGCUAAAUUAUUUCAAGUGUUACAAAAGUCCUACCAAAACCAACAUUUUCAACAUAGUACAUGAGCUUACUCAUCAAGAAUUGGUACAGAAGCCUCUAUAUAUUGUGGAUUGUCUUGCUCCAAUAAUGAAUAGAAUGAGGGUCUACACACCAUUCCAAACUAUGGGGGAUGUGCAAAAACUUUACAAUGAAAAGAAGCCUACUGCCAAAAGUGUAAUUAAUUUACUGUCAACAAAUCCUACACCAGAGGCUGAACAAAACAGUUAA